AUGUCGAAUGAUGCCAGGAAUGCCACGAAAUCCAUUUUAAUGCAUGAUCUGGACAUGGUACAUGUAGCAGUUGUACCAACUCCACCUGCUGCCAAAGAACCCGUCAAGUGUAAUCUGGAAGAGAUUCUCAAGCCACCUGCGGAACGAAAGGCUGUGAAAGAACUCCGAGAAAAUCAGAAAAUGGGUCAUUUUACACGUCAGAUGAUCUACAAGCGAACGGAAAAGGAGUGGAAAAGUAUCCCGAAGAGUUAUCCUAUCGCACCACCUCGGCCAUAA
Molecule: messenger RNA, 276 nt
Organism: Strongylus vulgaris
Lineage: Eukaryota; Metazoa; Nematoda; Chromadorea; Rhabditida; Strongylidae
Source: the annotation of a GenBank genome assembly